AUGAAUGCAUUGCUCUUCUUCAUCAAUGUUAUUGCCCUUCUUCAUCAAUGUUAUUGUUAUUCUUCUUCAUCAAUGUCAUUGCCCUUCUUCAUCAAUGUUAUUGUUAUUCUUCUUCAUCAAUGUCAUUGCCCUUCUUCAUCAAUGUUAUUGUUAUUCUUCUUCAUCAAUGUCAUUGCCCUUCUUCAUCAAUGUUAUUGUUAUUCUUCUUCAUCAAUGUCAUUGCCCUUCUUCAUCAAUGUUAUUGUUAUUCUUCUUCAUCAAUGUCAUUGCCCUUCUUCAUCAAUGUUAUUGUUAUUCUUCUUCAUCAAUGUCAUUGCCCUUCUUCAUCAAUGUUAUUGGCGUUCUUCAUCAUUGUUAUUGGCGUUCUUCAUUAAUGUCAUAGCCAUUCUUCAUCAAUGUUAUUGUUAUUCUUCUUCAUCAAUGUCAUUGUUAUUCUUCUUCAUCAAUGUCAUUGCCCUUCUUCAUCAAUGUUAUUGCCCUUCUUCAUCAAUGUUAUUGCCCUUCUUCAUCAAUGUUAUUGUUAUUCUUCUUCAUCAAUGUCAUUGCCCUUCUUCAUCAAUGUUAUUGUUAUUCUUCUUCAUCAAUGUCAUUGCCCUUCUUCAUCAAUGUUAUUGUUAUUCUUCUUCAUCAAUGUCAUUGCCCUUCUUCAUCAAUGUUAUUGUUAUUCUUCUUCAUCAAUGUCAUUGCCCUUCUUCAUCAAUGUUACAGACCUUCUUCAUCAAUGUUAUAGCCCUUCUUCACCAAUGGCACUGCUUCCAUCCACUGGCAAUUAUGCAGGGUGUUGUGACUUAG
Lottia gigantea (owl limpet) is the source of this 792-nucleotide messenger RNA. RefSeq lists its product as hypothetical. The transcript has a single exon. The record is from RefSeq and is a predicted model, not a curated record. Lineage: Eukaryota; Metazoa; Mollusca; Gastropoda; Lottiidae. The coding region runs from base 1 to 792 and encodes 263 amino acids.